AUGGGCCCCUCUCGGGACGACAGUACGGUGAUUGCGGACACCGCCACGAGUGCCGCACGCGCGCUCUCGAGCGAUCUCCUAGACCGGCUGCAGCACGACUACCCCGCCGUCUAUGAAGCACUACACGCGUACGAGAAGGCGGCACGACACCUCAAACGCCAGUACAAAGCCAAAGAGGCGGAGCUGCUGCGCUGCAUCAGCGUCGGCGAGGAGCUGCUUGGCCAGAUGGACGUCCUGAAGCGGCGGUGUGAAGCGCUGGCGCACGAGCGUGAUGAGGCGGUGGCUGCUGCGGCCUCGGCGGCCGCAUCACGAAGAGAGCACGCGCAUACAGCAGGCGGUGCCGUCUCGAGUUCGACGUCAUGGACAAAGGAGAGGUGCAGCCUGCUGAGGUCGCAUGAAACGGAGUGCGAGCGCUAUCGCAUCGAGGUGCAGAAGGCGCUGCAGGACACAGCGGCGGCGCAGGCGCAGAAGCGAGAGCUGGAGUUUGCCCUGGAGCGCACAACGACGCAGCUAAGCGAAGCAGAACAGCAACUGCGCACCGCUCGCAACGCUAUAGCCGACUGUGAAGUGCACUACGCCGCACAACAGGAGAAGGAGAUGGAGCGACACAGAGCCGCACUGGAAAAGCAGCUGGCCGAGGUACGCCAGCAAGCGGAUGUGGACCGCGAAACUGUUCUUGCCGAGGCAAUGGUCGAGCUGGAGCGGCUGCAGCGCACGCUCGUGCGGACCCAAAAAGAGCUGGCGGAGCAGAAGCAGGCCUCCAGCGGCGCUCAAGCUUUGCAAGCGGGGCUGAACAGCACUGCCGCCACCGAGCUGGCGAGUCUGCAGAAGCAGAUCCGUGCCCUGACGGAGACCAAUCAGGACCUCCGACAGCGUCUGCAACGACGAGAGGCUGAGAUACAACUCGGCUGUGCAGCGAGCACCACCGGCGCGAGGCGAGAUGAUAGCCAGAGCGCGCUUACGCUUGCAAGCGGCUCCAAUCGAGGUGCAGUGUUGUAUGGCAGCACACUCGCCAACUCCCUUGCCAAUGCCCGACGAGAGUCCAGGGACGAUGCCGGAGAUGCGUCUGAUCUGGCCGCGGCGCAGGAGCGGCUGCGUGAGGAGAACGCACGACUACGGCAGAAGCUGCAGGAGGUGGCUCGUCGGGGGCAAGAUGACGUGGAUAAAGAGCACGCGGCGCGACUGUCGUUGCAGCAGCAGCUGCAAGCGAUGGAGGCUCAGUCUCACAUCCUGCGCACCGAGGUGGUGGGCCGCAUUCAGCGAGAGCUUCAGCAGACCAAAGAUCAGGUGGAGGUGUUCCAAGCACAAGCUGCGACGGCGCAGAGGACCGCCGCUGAGCUGGAGAUGCAGACGGCUGGUCUGCGGGAAGAGCAGGUAACGCUGGCCGAUGCUCUGCGAGCCGAGAAGGUCACAACGGAGAAGCUUUGGCGAGAACUCGAAGCAGCACGGGAGAGACUGGACGCACUGGACCAGGAGUUGAGAGCCGCUAGCGCCGCAGCACAGGAAAGGGAGCAGCUCGUGGUGCAGCUGCAGCGGGAGAAGGCCGAGCUAUUCAACGCGCUGCGGACAUUGCAGGCGCAAGCGGCAGACAUCGAGGUCGCACUCACGACUGUCACGGCGGAACAGUCGGAGAGCACCGCCGCCCACGAGGACACCGUGUCCCGGCUGCGAGACAGGUGCGUGCUCCUAGAGCACGAGGCCGAGGAACUGAGGACCGAACGCACCGCGUUGUGGCGCCGCCUCGGGGAUGCAGAGGAGGCCAUCGAUGCGCUGAAGGAUGCACAGCGCGUGUCGCAAGAGCUCGUGCGCGAGGCGCAGCGUGGUACGAAGACAGCGGAGGACCGGGCGAGUUUUGCCGCCGAUCAGCUCACUCUUCAACAACAGUCGUCGGCUGUCCGCUUGGCGGAGGCGCAGCAGCAUCUGGAGCGCGUGCGCACCCAACAACGCGAUCUGUCUCGGCGGAUGGAGGUGUGUCAGCAGGAGCUGUCUGGUAAGGAGGAAGCUCUGCGCAAAAACGCUGAGGCUCAAGAGGCACUCGUAGCCGAGGUUCAACGGCUGCGUGAGGAGCAAGCGAACCGCGACGAAAGUGUGAGAGAACGCUGGCGCCAACAGUACGCGCAAAGCAGUCUUGAACGGGAGAAGCUCAUUGCCAUAAAGGAGGCCCAUGCCGCAGACCUUCAGCGGCAGCAGAAGGAGCUGCAGAUGUCGCUUGCAGAGAGCGAGGAUCGCGUGGCGCAGCUACAUGAACAGCGGCAGCAGCUGCAGGAAGCCCUCUCCGACUCUCUUGCCACCGCGGCCAGUCAUAAAGGCCGCAUUCAGGCGCUGGAGGAGGAGCUGGCGCGCACAGCGGCGGCGCACCGCGCGGCGCAGCGCGAGUUGCAGCGUUUCGUAGGAGAGCGGGAGGGGAGCCCCAACACCAACCCUGGUCUUCGACCUUCCGGUGAAUGCGAUGCCUCGGCAGCGGUGCGUCUCGCGCAGUUGCAAGGGCAGCUCACCGAAUGUGGGGCGGCCUUAUGCGCAGCGGAGCAGUCGCGACAGCGGAUGCAGAGCGCAGUGUUGGGGUGCUUGAUGCCGGUCGACGCUAGCGGCGAGGUGACAGCCGAUGCGGACAACAUGUGGGACACUUUGUUGGACCUGCUGAGGGAAGGUGGUCGGGAGCUCUGCUCGCGCAGCACCUCCGCAGCGCCUGUGCAACCUCGACAGAUGAAAGCAGAGGAAGGAAACCCGGUUGCUGACGACAAGCAAGCAUCAAAUGCCGCGCCCGUGCCGAUCGACGCCAGCCGAGGUGCGGCGGCUGCGGUGAUCCGCGCCAUACACGACCUCGUGCGGCACUUGCACGACGCCGAUCGUCGCCGUUGGAGUUGCGUGAGAAACAAGGUAUUGGCUGCGUGCGUCGUCGCCGACGCGACAAGCGAUGAAGCGGCACCGGUCGGCGCUGCUUCCCCAGCGACAGAAGACCCGGCAGGGGGAUCUUCGGAGAAGCUCUGCGCCGAUCUCGCCUCAGCUCUACGGGCGUGGGCACUAGCGUUGAGGAGUGUCCAGGAGCAUCUGACUGACUAUGUCGCCCAGGUUGCGAAGGCAGCGCAUCUGGCGAGUAAGGGGGCGGCGCAGCAGGCGCAGCUGACGCAGCUGACGGUAGCAGCUCGCACCGCUGAAGAGCAGCGUGAUGCGCUGCAGGCCGCACUAGAGGAAAUGACGGCGAAGUACUCGGAGGCUGCGAAGCGGGCAGAUGCGCAGGAGAGUCGAGUGGAGGCGCUGCGCCACGACGUCGCCGUGCGCGACACUCGGGUGAGAGAGAUGGAGCAUCGCCUCGAUGUGCGGCAAGCCGAGGUGCAGGCAGAGCGGGCAGAGUGGGUGUCCAAGUGGCAAGAGGCACAACGGCAUCGUGAGGCGGAGAAGAAGGAAGCCGAGGCUGAGCGCGCACAUCUGCGUGCACAGGUGGCUACCGCGGAGGCGGCGGCCCAUCAGACCACCCAAAGGGCAGCGCAGGAGUCGGCGGAUGCGCUGCAGCAGCUCCGCACGCAGCUGCAGACGUUGCGAGAGACGUCCUCGGCAACCGAGGUGCAGCUGCGGCAACAAAUCACUCAACUGAGCUGUGAAAAAGUGGACGCCACAAGGGCACUGAGCCGGCUGAAGACCGUCGUAGCGCAGCUCGAGGAGCGCCUCAGCAGCACUGAAGAGACUCUGAGGUUGCGAGAGGCGGAGCUGGAAACAGCAAUAGUGUCGAUGCAGGAGCUGAAGCGAGCGCAGCUGCAGCGUCGCGCAGACGGUGCGGCGGCCGAUGCGUUUGAGCAGCGCACUCUCACGGAGCAGGUGACCUCCCUCCAGGCGCAGCUCCUGUCCAUCCAGCGCGACCACGACAUGCAGGAGACGCUGCACGCCACGGAGAGGGCGGAGAUGGCCGCGCUGCGGAAGGUGAAUGCUUCACUGGAGGCGCGCCUUGCUGAGGUGGAGGGCGAUCGCGCUCCUCUGCGAGAACAGCUGCACAGUCUUCUCUCUUUUACAGAAUAG
Molecule: messenger RNA, 4011 nt
Organism: Leishmania mexicana MHOM/GT/2001/U1103
Lineage: Eukaryota; Euglenozoa; Kinetoplastea; Trypanosomatida; Trypanosomatidae
Exons: 1
Coding region: 1-4011 (1336 amino acids)
Biological process (GO): regulation of apoptotic process
Source: RefSeq, a predicted model, not a curated record